Talaromyces atroroseus is the source of this 1281-nucleotide messenger RNA. RefSeq lists its product as hypothetical. The record is from RefSeq and is a predicted model, not a curated record. Lineage: Eukaryota; Fungi; Ascomycota; Eurotiomycetes; Eurotiales; Trichocomaceae. The transcript is spliced from 2 exons. The coding region runs from base 1 to 1281 and encodes 426 amino acids.
AUGUUGGAUCUGGCAUUCCCACUUAUGGACAGUGACUUCGCUGUCGCAUCAUCUUUCGUUCAAGCUCCCUGUACGCCGGCGGCCAGGACAGACUGGUUUCUUGCGUCUGAGACAUGGAGCAUAUCCCGUAGAGGAAUCACUUCGGCCGACGUGGGAAUUGGCAAAGCGACGAUGAGCAAGUAUGUGACCGUGCUGCAGUCUUGGUUCGAACGUUGGGUCACUACCGGCAGCAACCCUUUUAUCCAUCCACGUCUAUACAGUGCGACGUUCCCGGCGUACGUGCAGGUUGCGUAUGCAACGCUGGCGAGCUAUAUCCACCGGACACCUGCAAACACAGACACUGUCCUUCAAAUUGUAGAAGACAGGUCGAACGAUUUGCUUCAGGAGAAGGGAGUGGUUCAUGAAGGGGAACAGCAAGAUGUCGACCUGUUCGCGCAGUUAACAAGGCUGCACGCCCUCCUAGUCUACCAGAUCAUCGGCCUUUUCGACGGUGACAUCCGCUCCCGCCAUGUCGCCGAAAGCCACAUGGUUAUCCAGAAUAGUUGGGCUAGAAAGUUGGUUCAGUCUGCCGCGAAGGCAAUGCCAAAGAGCCACGCUGGUGCUAUGCACCUUGUCGGUUGUCUGCCAGGGCCGUCAACCUACUCACACUCACAGGAACAGUGGUACCUGUGGAUUCUGUCGGAGAGCAUCCGCCGCACCUGGCUCGUCGCCGUCAGCAUCUCCGCAGUCUUCACUGCGCUGCAGAAGGGCUGGGCGACCUGUCCUGGCGACAUCAUGUACACGAACCGUGGCGGUCUUUGGAAUGCCACGAGCGCCAGCGAGUGGGACAAUCAGUGCUCUGGGAACGAUGUUGGGUUCUUGCAGCGCUUCGAAUGCGCGAGACUUUGGAGCCAUGCCGAACCCAUGAAUAUUGACGAGUUCGGCACUGCCAUGUUGGACAUGACUUCUGAUGCGGAGUUAUUGAAGGAGUCACCUUUGGUCUGGCUUGAUGUCAACGAAACCUAUUUCCCCGGUGACAUCUACGGCCAGGUCCUAGACACCUAUCCAGCCCUGAACCACACCAAGAUCACGGCCUACGAAACCCCUCUCACGCUCGACAAUCUCGACCAACUAAACAACUUUGGCAACUCCAGCGUAUACGUGACCUCCAACCAGGGUAUUAAGAAUUACCCGGGCUGGUUCAAUGGCACAAGGCCCAAUACUAACGGCGUUGCGGAAGAUGCUACUAGCUGCACUAUUAUUACAUUUGAUCAUGGAGAUGGAACUGUUGAUGCGUUUUAA